AUGAGUGAUUAUAGACCCAUCGCUUGUUGCAAUGUGAUCUAUAAAAUAGCUUCUAAAAUAAUUUGCAAGAGAUUAAGGGAAGUACUUACACGAAUUAUUUCAGAGAAUCAAAGUGGUUUUGUCAAAGGAAGGCAAAUUGCUUAUAAUAUUAUGAUUUGUCAAGACAUGGUUCGGGGCUAUAAUAGAAGAAGUGCAAAAUCAGCUUGUUUGUUCAAGAUUGACCUUCAAAAAGCUUAUGAUACAAUAGAAUGGGACUUUCUUCGUGAGUUUCUUGAAGCUCUUAAAUUUCCUCAAAAGUUUGUGAAUCUUAUCAUGGAGUGUGUUACUACUCCCCGGUUUUCCUUCUCCAUCAAUGGUGCUCUUCAUGGAGAUUACAAAUCUGCUACUUUUUUGCUGCAAGGUUUUAAGGUUUUUUCAAAUUCCUCAAGGUUCAAAGCGAAUGGUAGGAAAUCUGCGGUGUAUGGGAUCUCUAAAGCUGAUUGUGAAUGUUUGGUGGAUAAGAUGAUUAGUAGAAUUAGGAUUUGGAGUAGUAGGAAUCUAUCAUAUGCGGGUAGAAUAGUUUUAAUUAACUCAGUUCUGCUCACUAUAAAUUCCUAUUGGUCGCAACUAGUGAUUCUUCCAAAUUUGGUCAUUCAAAGGAUUAACCAAGUAUGUCGAGCUUAUCUUUGGAAAUGUUCUGGUUUGUUAAAUGGCCCGGGCAAUGUGUCUUGGAAAGAUGUGUGUCGUACUAAAGUAGAUGGGGGUUUGGGUUUUAAAGAUAUUGCCUUAUGGAAUUUAUGUGCCAUGGGCAAGCAUGUUUGGGCUAUAUCCUCAAAGAAAGAUAAUUUAUGGGUUAAGUGGGUGAGCUCUGUGUAUAUAAAGCGUGGAGAGUGGUGGGACUAUGAACCACCCCUAAAUGCUAGCUGUUCUAAAAUUCUGGUAGAAGUGCUGAAUUGGAGUGGUAUUAUGUACAAGGGGCAUGAUCUUAAGGGCCUUUUGAAGUGGCUGGUGAAAAAGAAGUUGGCGCAAGGAAGAAGGAAAAUUGUUUUCACCAUUGUUUCUGUUAUAGUUUAUUUUAUUUGGCAGAGUAGAAAUAGUGCUCUUUGGGAUCAAAAUCUUCCCUCAAUUGAUACUAUUGUAAAGAAUAUUAUUCAUUCUGUCUGUGUGAGAUUACAGUACAUGAAUUUAGCCAAAUUCAAUAGGUUAGAUCAAGAUUGGGUGGAGGCUCUUUUAAGAGCUUGUAAUUAA
Messenger RNA from Humulus lupulus (European hop), 1227 nucleotides. RefSeq lists its product as uncharacterized. NCBI's taxonomy places the organism in Eukaryota, Viridiplantae, Streptophyta, Magnoliopsida, Rosales, Cannabaceae. The coding region runs from base 1 to 1227 and encodes 408 amino acids. The record is from RefSeq and is a predicted model, not a curated record. The transcript has 4 exons.